UCCGGGCGCGAGCCGGGCUCCCGCAGCAGCACAUUCAUCCGCUGCCAAGAGGAGCCGCCGGGCGCUCGCAGGCUCGCAGGCUCGCUUGCAGGCUGGGCGCGCGCUGCUCUCGGGAGGACCGAGCCACCGAGCCAAACCUCGCCGCCGCCUCUUCGCGUGAGCCAUGGCCGGCCUCGGCCACCCCUCCGUCUUCGGCCGGGCCACCCACGCCGUGGUGCGGGCUCCGCCCGAGUCCCUGUGCCGCCACGCACUGAGGCGCUCCCAGGGCGAGGAGGUGGAUUUCGCUCGCGCCGAGCGCCAGCACCAGCUCUACGUGGGCGUGCUGGGCAGCAAGCUGGGGCUGCAGGUGGUGCAGCUGCCGGCCGACGAGAGCCUGCCCGACUGCGUGUUCGUGGAGGACGUGGCCGUGGUGUGCGAGGAGACAGCCCUCAUCACCCGCCCCGGGGCGCCCAGCCGCAGGAAGGAGGUUGACAUGAUGAAAGAGGCUUUGGAAAAACUUCAGCUCAACAUAGUGGAGAUGAAAGAUGAAAACGCAACCUUGGAUGGUGGGGACGUCCUAUUCACGGGCAGAGAAUUUUUUGUGGGCCUUUCCAAAAGGACAAAUCAACGAGGUGCUGAAAUUUUGGCUGAUACAUUUAAGGACUACGCAGUCUCCACAGUCCCUGUGGCCGAUUCUUUGCAUUUAAAGAGUUUCUGCAGCAUGGCCGGGCCCAACCUGAUCGCAAUAGGGUCCAGUGAAUCUGCACAGAAGGCCCUCAAGAUCAUGCAACAGAUGAGUGACCAUCGUUAUGACAAGCUCACUGUACCCGACGACAUGGCCGCCAACUGUAUAUAUCUAAAUAUCCCCAGCAAAGGGCAUGUCUUGCUGCACCGAACCCCAGAAGAGUACCCAGAAAGUGCAAAGGUUUAUGAGAAACUCAAGGACCACCUCCUGAUCCCCGUGAGCAACUCGGAGAUGGAGAAGGUGGACGGCUUGCUCACCUGCUCCUCUGUUUUUAUUAACAAGAAGACAGACUCCUGAGCCAGAGAGCCCCUCCCCUGUGGCCAGCAAGUGGCCGAGGCCAGGCCGAUGGCUCCGUCCCAUUGCUCCUGUUUCCUUUGACAAUCUACUGUGCCACUGUGCUACUAACUCUUGUUUACAAAAAAAAAAGAAAGAAAAACUAAUUCCAAUUUUAAUCGCCUCAUUUCCCACACCCUCCUUUUCCUCACAGUGGUACCUAACCUGUGCUUUUGCUAAAUGAAUUAAGCAACCUAGGAAAUGCAGAACUAACAAUCGUUUGGAAUGUGAUUGAUAGUGUGGAAGCCCUCACUUCAGUGUUUGUGUUAUUAGUAUGGGAAUAAUUUAGCUGCAGGGCGUUCUGAAGACUGUCUUCCUGACCAGCCAGAUAAGCAAGGGGCUUUCUUUCUCUUUGUCAUGAAUCGCAUUUGGUUCCUGUGAAAUUCCCUAGAAGAUGGAUGUUUCCCAUUCCCCUCUCUUCUCACCUCUAAAAACCUUUCUUCAGGCUCUUUCUGAGGCCUUCCCGGCUUCUUUCAUGAUCACCUUGACCUUGGAUUUACCCAAGCUCUUGCAUUCUGCCUUCACGAAGGCCCCCUGUGUGCCCGCCUCUUUGUCCCACAGCCACUUCUCCAGCACCACCAUCAGCAAAGCAGAGAGGUUGGUAGGGAGCAGGAACCUCACAGAGGCACAACCUGACAGGCUUUCACAUUGCCACACCUAGGAAGGUAAAUCCAGCCUCAGGUGGUUGAUACAGGAUGUUAGCUACAGAAGCCUAAAACACCCCAUGGGUACAUCUUAGAGAGACUGAGUCACGUGCCAUGAUUUUGCCUCCUGACUGAUCCUGCAGCUUGGAGGGAAGCCUUUCUCCACUCCACCAUCUCCCCUCUUUUCAGCUUCCUUCUGACUCACCGUCUAUCUACCCCCUUAGAAUCAUCAUGACCUUGAAAAAGUCAUUUCCUUUAAAAGAGGCAGAGCAUCUAAGAGAAUUGUUGCUGGUCUGGGGAGGGCCAGAGGGAGCCGCCUCCACCCAAGGCCGAGGAGCGCAAUCAGGAAAUGGUUCCUAAAGUCAGCCUCAAACAAUGUCUGAGUCUCCUGUGAAAUAGCCAUGAAUGUUUACUGUGGAAUUCAACUGAAACUUCAGGUUACACAACUCUGAGCUGGCACAGGUCUCUCAGAGAGCAAUGCCACAGCAAAGGAAGAGAGCAUGCCUGUUUUAAGAAGCUGACACAGGCCAAGGGCGUGCUACUUCUCAAGGCACGGUGACCCAGUGAGGCAGGCAUGUCCUCAAACUUCUGGUCACUUCUACCUUUGCUGCAUUGCCUGCAGUUUGUCAUUCAGUAUUUAAAGUUGAGGAAACAGAGGCAACGUCUUUAUCUGUCUCUCCUUACCUCUCUCUGCGAUCAAUGUUUCUUAUAAUGAAGGCAAGAGAGACGGGCCUUGACUGCAUUCCCCUCAGGGGAUAGAAGGGAGAGAAUCAAGGCAUCCUUUGUCACUCUUCUCUUACUUGCCAAUCUUUCUGAAGAAAUCUCCAUCUCUUCCUUGCUAUCUAACCUUCGACUCAUAGCACAUGCAAAUAUCUAAUUCUGUACACCCUGUGAAGAAACCAUAGAUAGCACAUCUGCUAUCAUAUUUCACAGUGUAUCAUAGGUGAAUAAUUAUGUCUUUUCCAGGGCAAAUGAAUGUGAGUCAGUUGCCUAAAUUAAUAAAGAUAAAUUGUUCUCA
Molecule: messenger RNA, 2719 nt
Organism: Apodemus sylvaticus (European woodmouse)
Lineage: Eukaryota; Metazoa; Chordata; Mammalia; Rodentia; Muridae
Gene: Ddah1
Product: dimethylarginine dimethylaminohydrolase 1
Exons: 6
Coding region: 164-1021 (285 amino acids)
Biological process (GO): arginine metabolic process; positive regulation of nitric oxide biosynthetic process
Molecular function (GO): dimethylargininase activity; amino acid binding
Source: RefSeq, a predicted model, not a curated record